GUUCAUUGUCUUUGAUUUUCAUAAAAGUGUGACCUACGAGUUUGAGGUCUUUAUUUUAAAAUUUUGUGAAUAUAAUAAAUUAUAAUGGCUGCAAUUAGCUUAUUAAACCCUAAAGCCGAAUUUGCGAGAGCAGCUCAUGCUUUAGCUUUAAACAUAUCUGCUGCAAAAGGCAUUCAAGAUGUAAUGAAAACUAACCUCGGCCCUAAAGGCACCAUGAAAAUGUUAGUGUCCGGUGCGGGUGAUAUAAAGAUAACCAAGGACGGUAAUGUAUUGUUGCAUGAGAUGCAAAUUCAGCAUCCAACAGCGUCUCUCAUUGCACGAGCAUCAACAGCCCAGGAUGAUGCUACUGGAGAUGGUACAACAUCUACAGUAUUACUUAUCGGAGAGUUAUUGAAGCAAGCUGAAAUUUACAUUAGUGAAGGUUUGCAUCCUAGAAUAAUCACAGAAGGCUAUGAUUUAGCUCGCAACAAAGCAUUAGAAGUUUUGGAAUCAAUGAAAAUACCAAUUGAAAUUACCAGAGAGAGUUUGUUGGAUGUUGCACGCACAUCACUCAAAACUAAGGUACAUGCAAGUUUAGCAGAUGUGCUGACAGAUGCUUGUGUGGAUGCAGUGUUGGCUAUCAGAACAGCAGACAAGCCAGUAGACCUCCACAUGAUUGAGCUGAUGCAAAUGCAGCAUAAGACUGCUACUGAAACUACACUGGUUAAAGGUCUGGUGAUGGACCACGGCGCCCGUCACCCCGAUAUGCCGAAGCGUGUUGAAAACGCAUACAUCCUCACAUGCAAUGUCUCUCUUGAGUAUGAAAAGACAACUGUUAACUCCGGAUUCUUCUAUAAAAACGCAGAGGAGAGGGACAAGCUUGUUGCAGCUGAGAGAGAUUUCAUCGAUCAGAGGGUUAAGAAGAUUAUUGCUUUAAAGAAGAAGGUAUGUGAUGGCACUGACAAGACCUUUGUCGUCAUUAACCAGAAGGGUAUCGACCCUCUGUCAUUGGAUGCCUUCGCGAAGGAGGGCAUGAUCGCCCUCCGCAGAGCUAAACGGCGCAACAUGGAGCGCCUCGCGUUAGCUUGUGGAGGCUCCGCUAUGAACUCCGUAGAUGACCUCUCGGAAAGCUGUCUCGGAUAUGCCGGACUGGUCUAUGAACAUAUCCUUGGAGAAGAAAAGUACACUUUUGUUGAGGAAUGCAAAAACCCCCAGUCGGUUACAAUCCUCAUCAAAGGACCUAACAAGCACACUCUUAUUCAAAUCAAAGACGCGGUACGAGAUGGUCUUCGUGCAAUUAACAAUGCUAUCGAUGAUAAAGCGGUAGUAGCAGGCGCUGGUACUUUUGAAAUCAAAGCUAAUUUGGAAUUACAAAAGUACAAAGAUACAGUAAAAGGCAAAGCGCGUCUUGGAAUUCAAGCUUACGCUGAAGCAUUAUUAAUUAUACCUAAAAUGCUUGCGGUGAACUCCGGUUACGAUGCACAGGAUACCAUUGUUAAGUUGCAGGAGGAGUGCCGUCUUAGUCCGGAUGCGAUCGGUCUAGACUUGAGCACCGGUGAAGCGAUUAAACCUUGCGAUUUGGGUAUUUUAGAUAAUUAUAUCGUAAAGAAGCAGAUUCUCAACUCUUGCACUAUUAUCGCAAGUAACCUGCUACUUGUCGAUGAAAUUAUGAGAGCCGGUAUGAGUAGCCUCAAAGGUUGAUUCUAUAUGAUUUUUUUUAAUUCACAUUACCUUAUAUUACUUAUAUUUCAUUUAAUUUACUUUAGUAACAAUGUAACAAUAAGACUUGUGCAUUUCAUUUUCUUUAUCUAUGUAAUAGCUUAUGUGCCUACACAAAACUUUAAUAAAUUGCUUUAAUAACAA
Papilio polytes (common Mormon) is the source of this 1842-nucleotide messenger RNA. RefSeq names its product T-complex protein 1 subunit zeta (gene CCT6). NCBI's taxonomy places the organism in Eukaryota, Metazoa, Arthropoda, Insecta, Lepidoptera, Papilionidae. Gene Ontology annotation, biological process: protein folding. The record is from RefSeq and is a predicted model, not a curated record. The coding region runs from base 85 to 1680 and encodes 531 amino acids. Gene Ontology annotation, molecular function: ATP-dependent protein folding chaperone; ATP binding; ATP hydrolysis activity. Gene Ontology annotation, cellular component: chaperonin-containing T-complex. The transcript is spliced from 6 exons.